AUGACCAAAGGCAGGCAUACGUUCCUCAGGGACUCGUUGUUCUUCAGCCGUGCUUACCCAGACCCCCCUAUCGGCAACAUGGCCGGCCGGAAGCGUAGCGCAGAUGCCGGGGCUUCUGAUACUCGAGCAGCUAAAGCAACCAAGGUCAGCUCGAAGGAUGCUGCGACAACCAAGAAACCUGCUUCGAAGGCCUCAGAGAAACCCGCAUCCAAGUCCAAGGUAACAGGAAAACCAGCGUCGAAAGCUAAGGUUACCGAGAAACCUGCCUCGAAGGGGAAGUCAGCGAGCAAGUCCGAGAAAGCGGCCCCUAAGUCGACCGGCAAGGCUAAACCCAAGUCCCCACCCUCAGCAGAAGAUUUCAAAGCCAAGGCGUUGCCACUUCACGCCAACCUAACGCAAACGCCACCCAAAUUUGGCGAAUCCAACGAUUCAGCUCAUACAAUUGCGGAUGAUGGAUUCAUCGCAUCAAUCGCCAUGCAACCAACUACUUUCAAUACCGGAAGCUAUGGGUGGAAGGGUUCCGGGCGUAUGACAGUUCCGUUGCCCGGCGGUACUGAGGAAGAAACGGUCACUGUGAUGAUCAACAUUAAUGCGUCUGUAUUAGGAAGUAAAAGUGCUGCUUCCGAGGCAGAAAAGGGUAAUUUGGCUGGAGCAAUGAAGGAAGAUCUUACCUCCGAGUCAGGUUCCGAUUGA
This is a messenger RNA of Rhizoctonia solani, 693 nucleotides long. RefSeq lists its product as uncharacterized. The transcript has 4 exons. The record is from RefSeq and is a predicted model, not a curated record. NCBI's taxonomy places the organism in Eukaryota, Fungi, Basidiomycota, Agaricomycetes, Cantharellales, Ceratobasidiaceae. The coding region runs from base 1 to 693 and encodes 230 amino acids.